GUACUGUUUGCAGGUAAACCUAAGCGUCUAACAGAUAGUGUAUAGCGAUUUAUGUGGAGAGGAAUGGAUUGUUAUUAACAAGUCAAUCCGGCGACUUAGACGAAGCAUGUUGAAUGGGUGUGACUGACCUACUGACAAAUGGCCCGUGUUGGUCCUUUUGGUCAGGAGAUAGAGAUGAAUGAAGGCGAACCUCCAGAUAAGAAUGUGGGCUCCAGUAUUGAGAGUCUACAUUACAUUGAAACAGCUGUCAGUGCUGAUAAUGUUGGUGCCGUUCCACCAUUGAAUGUCAUCAGCAAGGAGGUGAAAUGGAUAAAGAACAACAUAAGGAGGCGUCAUUGUCGCCGCAUUGUAGAGAAAGCACCAAAAACAGACCAGCUGCCACCCCUACGUAUACCGAACAGUAUAAAGUCACAGGAGACAGCUGGGGUGCCUGUUAGCAAUGAUGCAUUGUGUCAAUGUGGGUAUCCCAUGUCAGCCCACCCUCAUACACGCCCACAUGAUGGCUUCCCGUCAGACAGCUGGAAGGUGGACACCAACACCUAUUCCCUACCGACAGAUGCCUUCGGAGAGGUGGAGUUUGUUGGUUAUGGUCAGACGGAAAGAAAGUAUGUGCGUGUGGAUGUUAAAACCAAGACAAAUGACAUGCUAAAGUUGAUGAUGGAUAUUUGGGGCCUUGAUAAACCCAACCUUCUUAUUUCUGUGACUGGGGGUGCUAAAAACUUCCAUAUGACAACGAGGCUCAAGGAGGUGUUCCGCAGAGGCUUGAUGAAGGUUGCUAAGAGCACAGGUGCGUGGAUCAUCACCGGAGGAACCAACACUGGGGUAAUGAAACAUGUUGGGGAAGCUGUGCGGGAUUAUGGUCUAACCUCUGUAUCAUCCACUCCUGUUGUUGCCAUCGGCGUAGCAACCUGGGGUGUCAUCCAGAACAAGCAAGAGCUGGUCAGUAAGGACGGUAACGGGAAGUGGCCAGCCCGAUACAGGAUUGAGAAGGAGGCAAAGGUUCGAGAGAGUUGUCUGGAUCCCAAUCACACCCAUUUUAUACUGGUGGACAAUGGAACACAGCACAAUUUCGGUGUGGAGAUCCCUUUCCGUGCUGAACUGGAACAAACUGUUGCCAACAUGAAAACUGAUGCUAGCAAAGAUGCUGUGUCAGUUCCCAUUGUACUGCUAGUGUUACAAGGAGGUCCCAAUACACUACAGACAGUCAAACAGGCCGUCCAUAACAAUACACCUAUUGUAGUGGUCGAGGGAUCUGGCAAAGCAGCAGACAUCUUGGCCUAUGCUUACAAUAACUCUGGUGAAGAGGAAAUAGAGGUGACAGAUCACGAUGGAAACAUUCUAACUCAGAUGCGAACACUGUUUGACGAUGCCCUGAGCUCACAAAUACAGGAGAUGGUACUUGAUGCGUACGGUACCAAGAACCUUGUCAACAACUGUGGUGUGGUGAAGGAUUGUCUGGAGAAGCGUGACCUCAUCAACGUAUUCAAACUCAGUACCUCCAUAGGCUCUCAGAAAGACAUUGAUGUUCCCAUACUACACGCCCUGCUCAAAGCUAACAAAGGACAGGACUUCCACCAGCUCCGACUAGCUCUGGCCUGGAAUAGGAUAGAUAUCGCCAAAAGUGAAAUCUUCACAGAUGACAAAUUAUGGCCGUCGGGCAGUCUGGAUGAGAUCAUGCUGUUAGCUAUAGACCUUAACCGUGUGGACUUUGUUGAAAUGUUUCUUGACAACGGAGUCAGUCUGAAGGAUUUCCUCACAGUCAAAGUCCUGCUACAGCUCUAUAACUCCGUUCAGAAAAACUCACUUUUGUACACAUUACUACAAAAGAUGAAAAAGAAGGCAGACAAUAAAGAGAAGUAUAUAGGUCUGACGGAGGUGGGUAUGCUGCUACAGUACCUGCUGGGAGAUUUCUACAUCCCUCUCUACCUAAGAGAGGAAUAUUUCUCCCGCAUAGACGCUGAGCUGGAACUGGAUGGUGUGUCGAGCCGACCGCAAGCAGAGGCAAACUUCAAACAUGGCAUGCUUGGUGUUGCUCUUGUUAUGGGCAAUGCCAUGGCAGGCCCAGUAGAUGAAUACAGACAGGAUUUUGAGAAUCCUUACCAAGAGUUAUUUACUUGGGCAGUACUCCAAAACAGGCAAGGCAUGGCAAAACUUUUCUGGAAACAGGGAAAGGAACCAACGGCAGCAGCUCUGGUAGCUUAUGGGCUUAUGACUGCCAUGGCAAAGAAAACCGAUGACUGCGAACUGGCAAGGAAAUAUCGGAUCAAUGCAGAUGAGUUUUGCGAUCUGUCGGUGAACGUGCUGAAUGAGUGCUAUGAGUUAGACGAAAGCAAGGCCCAGGAUCUCCUCGUCCGAGAACUGGAGCACUGGGGCAGUGCCACCUGUGUCCUCAUCGCCGUGGAAACGGACAACAAACAGUUUAUCUCUCAGACCGCCUGCCAAUCCCUUCUCAACAGUGUUUGGAUGGGGAAACUCUCACUUGACAACGGCACUAUCAGUAUGCUGGCCUGUGUGCUGUUUCCACCACUGCUGCUUAUUUUUAUGAAAUAUAAAGAUGUAGACGACCCUAAUAACUCGCCCACCAGCAAUAGCCAAACUGACUCACAAGUAAAGGAUGGAGAGAAAGUACUGACUCGUCGACAAACUCAGCCUUUGUUUUCCCGUGCACAGACUAUGCUCCACCUCAAACCAGCUGAAAUGACUAAAGCGGAGGCAGAAAAUGCCAACAAAAACCAACCACGAAAGUAUAACAUUCUACAGAAGUUUUACCUCUUCUACACAUCCCCUGUCAUUAUAUUUGUAUACAAUGUCCUGUCGUACCUGACCUUCCUCGGCCUGUUCAGUUAUGUUUUACUGAUUAAAAUGUCGAAGGACGUGUCGAUACAAGAGAUUAUCCUGAUGGUGUGGGUGUUCAGCAUAUUUGCCGAAGAGAUCCGACAGUCUCUUAAGAGUGUUAUGACAUCAGCAUCGAAGACAUUUCAAACAAAACUGCAGAGUUACAUCACAGACAAGUGGAAUGUUCUGGAUGUAGUUACCAUAUUUUUCUUUGUGUGUGGGACGAUACUACGCUUCCUACCGUAUGACAGUACGCUGGAAGCUGCGCGAGUGAUUCUCGCUCUGAACCUUAUCACAUUCUUCUUCCGUAUCCUCCAUAUCUUCUCUGUGCACAAAGAGCUUGGACCUAAGCUUGUCAUGAUAGCUAGAAUGUUCUUUGACCUGCUGUACUUUGUUAUCAUCCUAAUGGUGUUUGUGGUGGCCUAUGGCAUUGCUGCCUACUCCAUCCUCUACCCAAAGUCGGAAUUCACCUUUGCCCUUGUUAUCGGGGUAAUCAAGAUGGCUUACUGGAACCUGUAUGGUGAACUCUUCCUUGAAGAUUUGGAACAGACCGAGCCUGGCUGUACAUUUGACCCUGUACUGUACAGCAACGACACCCUGCCCCGCUGUCCCACGGAGGUCGGCAGCUAUGUUGUCCCCUGGCUGAUGGGUCUCUACGUACUCUUCUCCAACAUCCUGCUUCUAAACCUCCUCAUCGCCAUGUUCAGCUACACCUUCCAGAAGAUCCAAGACAACACGGACCUACAUUGGUGCUUCCAGCGCUACUUCCUGAUAUACGAGUACUACUCCCGGCCAACACUAUUCCCACCCUUCGUCCUUAUAAGCCAUCUUAUUUUGAUAACUAAAUGGAUAAUAAGAAAGUGCUGUAACAAAUUUGUGCAGAAAGAGGAUUCUAUUUUAAUCAAAAAGAUUCCCAAUGAAAGGGAGAUAAUCCAAUGGGAGAACGUGAUAGCUGAUGCCUACUUGACACGGAAGGAGCUUUCCGAAGGGGAAAACCUUGAUAACAGAAUCAAACUCAUGCAUGACCGGAUGGAGAUAUUGAUGUCCAAAGUGGAGGACAUUCAGGAUGACCAGCAGAAUGCUGCGUUCGUCCAAAUGUCGGCACCAGCAAUAACACAACAAGCUGUUUCUCGACCCACAAGCCAGCAAACCGUCACUGCAAAGAUACCACCUCAGUUAGAGAGGCGAAUUGGCUCUGUGGAAGAACAGAUGACUCUUACAUGUAAAGCCUUAUCCUGGAUUGUCCAGUCGCUGCAGGAAAAUGAUAUGGCUGCCAAGAGGUCGCCUCCACUAUUACCAGAACUUCAGACUCGUGGGGAAACAGAAGCUAAUCAGAUAGAUAUAAGGAAACGUAAGCAGGAGCAAGAUUUGGCUCUCACGAUCAUUGAAAAGAAGAGAGAGCUCCACUACCGAUCCCGUUCCAGUCCCUACCCUGGCUGUUCAGUGACACGCUUCUUUGUGCCAGAUGACAUGGUGUUCUGGGAGAUACCGUUCCCAGACUACAACCCUGUGAAAUAUCUAUCUCCUGAGGUCAAGGCGAAUCCCUAUUGGGCAGACAAAGAAGAACUUAUAGAUUUGCCUCCCAACAAGAGAGAAGGAAAGAUCAAGUUUAACACAUUUGACUACAGCUGCCUGGUUGACCGCACCAGCCAUCUUGGUGAUUACAAAACUAUCAAUGGCCUACCUCUAAACCCUUUUGGUCGGACUGGUAUUGUUGGUCGGGGAUUGCUUGGGAGAUGGGGUCCAAACCAUUGCGGUGACCCCAUUGUGACUAGAUGGAAACGUGACAACAAAGGACAAAUUAUCAAGACUGGUGGCAAACCAUUGUUGGAGUUUGUCAGCAUACGGAGAACAGACAAUCAGAUGUGGUCCUUACCAGGGGGUAUGUGUGAACCUGGCCAGCAGAUACAUGAAUGCCUGAGAGCUGAAUUCUCGGAAGAAGCUCUUGGCUCCCUCAUAAAUAAUGAGGAUCAUAAAAAAGAGCUUAAUACAAAGUUGGAUAAGAUGUUUAAAAUUGGCAAAGAGGUGUGGCGAGGGUAUGCUGAUGAUCCUAGGAACACCGACAACGCUUGGCUGGAAACCUUGGUCUUUCAUUACCAUGAUAACGACGGAUCCAUUCUCAAUAACUUUGUCCUCAGGGCUGGUGAGACAGUAGAAUCUGCAUCAUGGAGCACAGCCGCCUCAUCCCUUCAGCUCCAUGGGGCCCACCUGUUUUAUCUAAAGAAAGUUGUAGAGAAACUGGAUGCAGCAUUCUAAAAGGAAUACAGUGAAAACCCGUCAACGUACAGUAUAAUGUGCUUAAUGACCUAUAGAAAGUGGCAGGAAAACAGAACUGUGUGGACUGAUCACUGUGAUACUGCUGGAAAGUGCACUACCUGAUAGUGGGAAGUGUUGACGAAUUUGUGGUAAUAUUCACCUAUUUAUGUUUAAUUGAUUAUCUUAUUCAUGAACAAUAUUUUCUACAUUCUGUUUGAUAUACUUACUGGUAAAGCCUUAGUUGUAUUUCCAAAUCUGUGUGUACUAUUAUUAUGAUGAAAGUGGAUUUCUUAUGAAAGAAAUCAUAAUUUUGAAAAUUGGGUAAAUUGUGUAAAAAGCAAAAAAAUAAUUAUGAAAUUAUCAUGACAAGAAAACACUAAUAACAUUACAGUAAUAAAUAUGUAUUAUCAAUUCUGAUAUUAUUUGUAAUAUUUCAGAAUUUAUAAUGACAAUUUUGUUUUGUAAAUCAGGCUGUGACCUUAUUAUAGAUACAUGUAUUCUCUUCAUAGUGGUCACUCAGUCAAAUGCACGCUCCUCAAGCUAAUCGGGGGGAAUUCAAUAUUAUUAUUUUUGCAUAAUAUUGGAAAAUUUUGCAAAAAAAAGAAACCUGAUGUCUGUUAACUAUUCUUUGUACAUGGUUACUGAUAAUUAUCAAUAGGAUAUAGAUUAAAAUAAGACAAUCAUUAAACUAAUAAAUCUUGCUAGGCCAUUAUACAUGAAUUUCUUCGAGUUGAUUAUGUAACUUCAAGCCUGUCACUUUUUCAUCAUUUAAAAUAAAUCAUAUAAUGUUAAUACAGUUUGGAUUUUAAAACACCCUCCUUCAUAGCUGAUGCAGACUGAAAACUGUAGAGGUCGGAAUCGAGGUCUGCCAUAAGUGUAUUCUUUUUAAGACUAAGGGCAAAUAUAAAAAAAUCAGCCAUGGAUUCUGUUAUAUUGUAAGAGUGUGAAUGAUAAAGAAGUUGACAUUUUAUUUCAACUUGGUUCAUGGAAAUAUGCAAAACAUUCCAACAAUGUCUUGUGCACAGUCAGUUCAGGCAGAGACGUAUACAUUAUAUGUCAUAUGGGGCAAAGAAGUAAUUCCAACAGUGUGUUUAAGUUUAUAAAAGGU
Mizuhopecten yessoensis (Yesso scallop) is the source of this 6199-nucleotide messenger RNA. Its product is annotated as transient receptor potential cation channel subfamily M member 2-like. Gene Ontology annotation, cellular component: membrane. The record is from RefSeq and is a predicted model, not a curated record. Lineage: Eukaryota; Metazoa; Mollusca; Bivalvia; Pectinida; Pectinidae. Gene Ontology annotation, molecular function: ligand-gated calcium channel activity. Gene Ontology annotation, biological process: calcium ion transmembrane transport. Bases 139 to 5091 code for a protein of 1650 amino acids. The transcript is spliced from 38 exons.